Acanthopagrus latus (yellowfin seabream) is the source of this 820-nucleotide messenger RNA. It is a transcript of the gene eef1b2, whose product is annotated as eukaryotic translation elongation factor 1 beta 2. The record is from RefSeq and is a predicted model, not a curated record. The coding region runs from base 81 to 770 and encodes 229 amino acids. Gene Ontology annotation, biological process: translational elongation. Gene Ontology annotation, molecular function: guanyl-nucleotide exchange factor activity; translation elongation factor activity. NCBI's taxonomy places the organism in Eukaryota, Metazoa, Chordata, Actinopteri, Spariformes, Sparidae. Gene Ontology annotation, cellular component: cytosol; eukaryotic translation elongation factor 1 complex. The transcript is spliced from 7 exons.
CCUUCACGCUUCCUCCGUCCUUCUCCUCGCUCCUCCGGCGGCUCCUUCCUCCGACUCGUGCGCAGCGGAUCAUCCUCAUCAUGGGCUUCGGUGACCUGAAAUCAGCCUCCGGCCUCAAAGUGCUCAACGACUUCCUGUCGACCCGCAGCUACAUCGAGGGGUACGUCCCCUCCCAGGCCGAUGUGGCGGUCUUCGACGCGAUCUCAGCCGCCCCCUCUGCAGACCUGUGCCACGCUCUCCGCUGGUACAACCACAUCAAGUCAUACCAGAGCCAGAAGAACAGUCUUCCAGGUGUGAAGAAGCCCCUAGGUCAGUACGGCCCUGCAGGUGUGGCAGACACCACCUCAGGCCCCACCCCCACCUCAAAGGAAGACAAUGACGAUGAAGACGACGACAUUGACUUGUUUGGCUCCGAUGAUGAGGAAGAUGCUGAGGCUGCCAGGCUAAAGGAGGAGCGUCUGGCAGAGUACGCUGCCAAGAAGGCCAAGAAGCCCACCCUCAUCGCCAAAUCUUCAAUUCUAUUAGACGUCAAACCGUGGGAUGAUGAGACAGACAUGGCCAAGCUGGAGGAGUGUGUGCGCAGCAUUCAGAUGGAUGGGCUGGUCUGGGGACAGUCUAAACUGGUUCCAGUUGGUUACGGCAUAAAGAAGUUGCAGAUCGGCUGUGUGGUUGAAGAUGACAAGGUGGGCACAGACAUCCUGGAGGAAAAGAUCACAGCCUUCGAGGACUUUGUUCAGUCGAUGGACGUUGCGGCUUUCAACAAGAUCUGAAUCCAACAAACAUGACAUUUUUAAUAAAGCACUUGAAAGGGAAAAAAAAA